Cyprinodon tularosa is the source of this 1381-nucleotide messenger RNA. RefSeq names its product G kinase anchoring protein 1 (gene gkap1). The record is from RefSeq and is a predicted model, not a curated record. Gene Ontology annotation, biological process: signal transduction. The transcript has 12 exons. Lineage: Eukaryota; Metazoa; Chordata; Actinopteri; Cyprinodontiformes; Cyprinodontidae. Gene Ontology annotation, cellular component: Golgi apparatus. The coding region runs from base 169 to 1329 and encodes 386 amino acids.
UGUAGAUUCGCCCUGUUUGUCCUAACCGGGCUUCCGUACCGAGUGAGACAAUCGCUGGUAACACAACCAACUGCAGCUCAGUUCCCCUGAAGAAUCAAACAGAACUACUUUAAACCAACUUCUCUUAUCUCCGUUGUUUCUACAACACAGCUAUUUUCCCGUUAAGAGAUGACAUCGUCUGCAAUGAUCACUGUCCCCACCACCGCCUCUCGGUUCGCCCUGCUCCAGAUUGACUCGGAUUCGGACUCCGACACCUCGGAGACAGGGAAGCCCAACACCAAAGCCGGCAGGGACUCUUCCUCCGGGAAGCCCAGGCAGAGGAAAGCAGGGGCGAGCACAGGAUCAGGGGGGAAAGGAGCCCAGGGCAGCGACAAGAAGAAAGACAAGAAGAAGAAGAAGAAGGAGCAGCAGCAGAGUGAGGCAAAUGAGCUGCGCAAUCUGGCCUUUAAGAAGAUUCCUCAGAAGUCCUCUGCCCCUCCGCCCUCCAUGACGCUGUCAGGAAUAGCAAGUGAGCUCCUUAACCCGGCUUUAGGGGACCACAGUAUACCUUCAGAGGGGUGGCAACAGUGGAAACAGAGAGACGAACAGAUCACCACAGAGCUGUAUGAGGCAGAUUUGGAAAAGGCCUUGAUUCUAAGUAAACUGGAAUAUGAACAACAGAAACAGAGCAACACAAACUCUGCUUCGCCAAAGUCCAGAGGAGGAAAAGAGGGCGGUGGGAAGAAGGACAAGAAGAAAAACCAGCAGGCAAAAGAUAAAAAGACAGUUUCUCUGCAGGACUUCCAGGCUGAAGGCACCACAGAGCAUUUAAGUAGAAAACAAGAGGAAACCAGAGGGACAAAUUUGGCUCCAGGAGUCGGACAGGAGGAACGCUUUUUUAACAAAGUGGAAGAUGAUGUGAGUCGGAUUAUCCAGAGGGAGAAGCGACUUGAACAGUAUGUGAACAGCCCGGGACAAGAAGUCAACACAUCCACAGAGCAUGAACCUGAUCCUCGGGCAGAACAAUUGAAAUAUGAGCUGGAGAAGAAGGACCAGGAGAUUAAGAAGCUAAAAAAGACCAUCUCGGAGUGGGAGGUGAAAUACAAAGAGGUGAAAGCAAGAAAUGCCCAGCUCCUUAAGAUGCUCCAACAAGGGGAGAUGAAAGACAAAGCAGAAAUUCUUCUGCAGGUAGAAGAACUGCUUCACAUCAAAGAAGAACUGUCAUCACAGGUAACAUUAUUACAUGCUGCUCUUGAACAAGAACGAUCGAAAGUGAAAGGGCUCCAGUCAGAGCAACCAAAACAUCAAGGCAACAGGAAAGGGAAGAAAGGCUCAGAGGUGGACCAAUGAAGAUUCCUGAGGGAAGAACAACUGUCUGGAGGGGGAAAAGAAUGAACAAAAA